This is a messenger RNA of Penicillium canariense, 1509 nucleotides long. RefSeq lists its product as uncharacterized. NCBI's taxonomy places the organism in Eukaryota, Fungi, Ascomycota, Eurotiomycetes, Eurotiales, Aspergillaceae. The coding region runs from base 1 to 1509 and encodes 502 amino acids. The record is from RefSeq and is a predicted model, not a curated record. The transcript is spliced from 3 exons.
AUGCAUUUGUCGCUUCUAUUAGGGCUUGGGGGAGCUUUGCUCGCAUCUGCUCGACCACUUGGAAGCGGUUCUAUCGUCAAGCGAUCUCUUCCUCAGUGUGCGAAUGAUGCAGUCUGGCUUCAGCUCCAGGAAUCCUCGUUGCAAGCAGAGGCGAGUGCGUUCUGCAGCGCGUAUAUCGAACACACUGCGACUCAAAUUGUUACUGUAUACCCGACAACAACCGCAGGGACCGCCACAAUCACUGACAAAAUAACCGUCGAUAUCACUGUUACCGACACUUCAAACAUCAUAGAUACGGUCACCUCGUGGUACUCCAGCACGGAUAUUGCCCCAGUCACUAUUACGAGCGUGAUUGAGGAUGUUGUCCAAACUACCGAUUUCAUCACAACAACCGAUGCCACAGCAAUUAGUACUGCCAUUGAUGUGGUGACAACGACUGUAACCGAUACUACACUAACCAGCACUGUGGUAAACACCGAUUAUAUCACUACAACAGACACCACAGUCUAUGCAACGCAAACCGCGACAUUGAGUAUGACUAUUACGGAUUCUACCGUGAUCAAGACGGUAACCAGUGUUCAAACUGCCACGGUCACUCUUGCCCAAAGAACCGUCGAUGUCGAGACGGAGGAUGAUCAAGAAGAAGAAGAAGAAGAAGAAGAAGAAGAAGAAGAAGAAGAAGAAGAAGAAGAAGAGUUCGAUAGCUGUGGAGCACCAGAGCCGGAAUGCACUUCCUCCGAGUGUCUAUUUAGCAGCUGGCUGGCCGAAGUCAGCACAAUCGCAGCUAGCGACCUUAGCAGUGCUUGCUCCUGUCUGGUUGUACCUGCUACCACCACGACCACCAUCGUAACGACUGCUUCUCGGAGCACAGCGCCUUCCAUAUUUGUAACUGCCACAAGUCGCGUCACAGCCUAUCAGACCCAAGCCAGCAGCAGUCACGUUGUUGUGUCUGCAUCCACAAUCAUUGAUGAGACUUCAUCCAUCUUCCUUUUUGUCACCCGGACUCGUACAUCACCAACCACUAAAUACGUUUAUGCCACUGCCUCCUCAUCUGCAAUAAUAACUCGUGUUGCCACCAACGAUCAAACAGCCAGCACCACAGUAACGUCCGUCGAAUCUGUGACUAUUGACGAGACUGCCUCUGCGACGACUACCAUAACUGCCACUGCUACCAUCCUCGAAACAGCUUCCAGCACCGUUUCAAUAACAGAGACCACCACGGCAACCAUUACUCCCACGGCUUGUGCCCAACUGUCAAGUCCUUACGAUGAUUCUGUUUAUGGGGUGACAUUUGAUAUUGCCUGCAACUAUGAAUAUUCUUAUAGUACUAGCAAAAUUGUGGGUUUGGACAUGGGUUAUACCUUUAAAGAGUGUAUGGACGCAUGUGCAGCACUGUCUACAUGCAAUCAUUUGCAAUAUGACAGGUCUGCAUCCGAAUGUUUCCUGCUCAGUGGAAUUAUUAAUGGCCAAGCCGAAAGUGGUAUAGACGUGGCAUUCGUGAGCAGAUGA